Messenger RNA from Paramecium tetraurelia, 4740 nucleotides. RefSeq lists its product as uncharacterized. The transcript is spliced from 6 exons. The record is from RefSeq and is a predicted model, not a curated record. Gene Ontology annotation, molecular function: hydrolase activity; ATP binding. Lineage: Eukaryota; Ciliophora; Oligohymenophorea; Peniculida; Parameciidae.
AUGAAAAAAAAUCCACCAAAAACUGGACUAAUUGAUUUAGAGAAUAGAGGACAAUAAUAAAUCAUCAAAAUCUCCAUAGGAAAUCAUCAUCAAAAUAUUGAAGGAGUGGGACUUAGAAAAACUUAAAAAAAUAAUUAAGAAACUUGGAGUAUGGCCUUGUACAAUAGAUUGUAAACUUUAUUUAUGAUGUUAGAGCAAUUUAUUGAAGAUCUUCUCUAAUAACCUGAAAUAUCAUUUGAAAUUAUAGUUUAUAUGAUGCUGAUAUCUAAUGGGUAUUUCUGUCCACUCUCUCCUUUAACCACUUCUAAUUAGAUUACUGCUUUUCAAUGUGGUUUGCUACAAACCUAUUUUUGUUGUGUAACUCCAGAAAGCUAUCAUAUCUACUUCGAAAUUGGACUGGAGAAGAAGCCUAUAAUUUAAAAAAACGAAUUUUUGGGUUUUCGAACAAUUCAUAGAAUACAUUUUAUAGCGUUAAGAUUUGAUAGAAGAAUUGAGAAUGUACUAACAAGACUCUCCAAUUAUCAUUCAAAUUAGAAGUUUAACCCUUACAGGUAGAAUUUUGGAUAAUUAAAUUUCGAUUCUACGACUUCAAUUUAAGGAAAAUAAAAAUACUUUUGUUUGGAAAAAUCAUUGUUUUAUUGGAAUGAGGUGGAAGAGUGGGGAGAAUGUCAAUUCAAGAUUGGAUUAAAAGAUCAGUAAUGUAUGAGAUGGAUACCCACAGGAGUUUAGACUAAAUAAUUAGAUGAAUAGUAAUUAAAAUAAUACUAUUACGAUUAAAACCUGGAUUAAUGGGUGCGAAAAGAAGACAUCGAGUUUUUUUAGAAGUUUAAAUAGAACAGAGAUUUAUCAAAACAAAAUAAACACAUUUUACAUUAAUAUGCAGACUUUGAAUCAGGAGCGUUGAUAAUUGAUAUUAUGUAAAAACUGCCUGAUUUCAAAAUUCUGAUCACUUAAUAGGAAAGGAAGGUUAUAGCAUCAAAAUAAAAUUCUUUGAUUAUUGGUAGAAGUGGAACAGGGAAAACAACUUGUACUGUCCUUAGAUUAUUUGCAGUUUAGACUCUUUUCAAAAUUAGAUAAAAAUUAUUUAAUUAAGAAAAUGAAAAGCUACUGUUCAAUUAUUAAGAUGUUCCAAAUAAAGUAGGAUUACAUUGUGUAUUUACAACGUAGAACCAUGUAUUAAUAGGUGAAGUCAGAAAGUAUUAUAGAAAAUUGUUGUAACACAUACAAGAUUCUAUAAGGAGGAAUUAAGAGAAAUAACAAAAUCAAAAAUAAAAUAUUCCAUUAAGUUUAGAUUAAAGUUUUAUAUCUCAAUCAUUUUAGAUCUGUGAGGAAAUUAAUGAAAGUUCUAUAAGUAUGAUACUCUAAGAAGAAACAUUCUUAUGCGAUGAAAAUGACAUUGAGGAUGGAGAUAUGGAUGAGGAUGAUUAAUUAGAGGAUGUUGAUUAACUUGGUUCAUUGUAGUAGAUGUCUGAUGAUAAAUUUCCUGCUUUUUUGAGUCUUAAGAAAUUGAUUUUGUUAAUUGAUUCAUCAUUGAAUAAACCAUUUUUUGAAUUAGACAGAUUCAAAAAGAAUGGGGUAAAAUUAUAAAAAGCAGGAUGGAACACUGGAAAAACAAUCAAAAUAACUUAAAAACUAAAAACAAAUAAGAAUAUUAAUGUUAUUGAAAUAGAUGAAAAUGCUAAAUUUGAAGAAUAAGAGUUUACAAUGUUAAAUUAACAAGAAGUCAAAGAAGAAAUAGAUGAAACCAAACUACUUCUAAAAAAACAAGAAGAAAAAGCCUAAUAAAGUUAAAAAUAACAUUAAAAUCAAUAAGAAUCAAAUAUUCAAGUUACAGAAGUUGAUUAUGAGUAUUUCUUAAAGAGAUUUUGGCCAACAAUUAAGAAACCAAAUUAGAAAUAUGGAUGUGAUGAAAGAUCAUUCCCAACAUUAAUAUGGACUUAAGUUUAUUCUUACAUCAAAGGAUCUUAAUUCUCUUAUUCUUACCCAAUGAAAUAUUUACCUAAAGCUAUCUAUGCCGAAUUUAAUCCGUCAAAUCUAUCCUAAGAUAUCAUAAAUCUCAUCUAUGACUACUUUUUGGAAUAUGAAAAAUGGAAACUCUCUUGUGGAGUAUUUGAUCUAAUGGACUUAGUCAAUUACACCAUAUGUGAAUUAGACAAGGGAGAAUUUAAAACAGUCCCCAUCCAUUACUUAUUCGUAGACGAAGUUUAAGAUUUACCACAUGCAGUAAUAACUCUAUUUACUAGACUAAUUGAAUAAGGUUAUUAUUUCUGUGGAGAUACUGCAUAGAAUAUAGUCAAAGGAGUUGGUUUUAGAUUCUAAGAUCUUAAAAAUAUGUUUAAACACAUAGACAACCCUUUACUUACAGACUUAGAAUAAUUUUAAUUGACCAUUAAUUUUAGAUCCCAUAAUAGCAUUCUGUAAUUGGCAAACAGCAUUGUGAAUCUUAUUGAAUUAUUUUUCCCUAAAGCAAUUGAUAGACUGAAUAAAGAGAUCUCAGAUUUAAAGGGACCUAUGCCUAUGAUUAUUUAAAGUAACAAUAUUGAUGACCUAUUCAAUUUCUUGACUGGAGAUGUUAAUCCUAACUUAGAAAAACAAGCUGUUCCAAUUGAAUUUGGUUGUAAUUAAGUUGUCCUGGUCAAAGAUUCAGAUGCUAGAGAUAAUAUCCCCUCUGUUUUAGCUCAUGCAUUAAUCUUAACAAUCUAUGAAUCAAAGGGUCUAGAAUUUGAAGAUGUUAUCUUAUAUAAUUUCUUUACUGACAAUACAAUUUUGUAGUCUUAAUGGGAUCUAUUUAAUUAAUUAUUUAUUGAUGAAGUUGAGGUUGAUAGAGAUGAAUAUAAUUAUAAAUUGACAAGACAUGAUUAAUAAAACACUAGUUCUGAAGAACUAUAAGAUAAUAAUGCAUCCUUCAGCACAUAAAAUGAAUAAGGAAAUAUUUUAGUCAAAAAAUUAAGAUUGAAGCCCAGCAUCAAAUCAUUAGAUCUGAAUAAUUAUAAUGCCUUAUGCAAUGAGUUGAAAUAUUUAUAUGUGGCUGCAACUAGAGCCAAAAAUAGAUUAAUUAUAUUUGAUGAUUAACCAGAAAAGAGAAAUUAAAUUUAGAAUCUAUGGCAAUCUUUGAAUUUAAUCUAAAUAUUAGAUGAAUCCUAUUUCUAAAAUGCCAAAGAAAUGAAUAAAAUUGUGACUCAAAAUACAAAAGAAGAAUGGUAUGCAACUGGAAUGAAAAUGUUUGCCAAUAAAUAUUAUGAUCAAGCAAUCAAAUGCUUUGAAAUGUCUGGUCACUAAUAACUGUUUACUAAAUCUUAGGCAUAUGCUUUUGCAUUUAGAGCAGAAAAAUAAUUAUUGUAAAGUGAGAACUUUUUUGAACUUAGUGAAGACACUCAUUUACCUUAAAAUUUAAGGAGGAAAUAUAAGGAAAAAUAUGAAAAAUCUAAGCAUGAAAUGUUUAAUAACUUCAAUAAAGCUGGUGAAAAAUUCAUAGAAUGCAAAAAUAAAAAGAAUGCAGCAGCCUGUUUCUUUUCAGGUUAAUAAUAUCAACUUUCAUUAAUAUACUAUCUUUAAACUAAAUGUUGGGAGGAAGCAGCAGAGGUAGCACUUAAAUUAAAACUCUAUCCUGUAGCUGGGCUAUUAUGGUUAAGGGCUUACAAAAUUGAUCAAAGCAUAGAGGCAUUUAAUUAGUUCAAAAAUAAUCUAAUUACCUUGCAUUUACUUAGUGAAUUCAAAUAUGAAUUAGGGGAUGAUCUGAAGAAUCUUUGGGAAAUUCUAUUACCCUAAGUGCUACAAGAGUGUUGGUUACAAUAUAGCAAGACUAAAGAUGCAAUUUAUAUUGAAAGAAAUAAUUAUGCUGGCAAAAAAUUAGAUUUUUCAAUUCUAACAGAGCAUACUGAUUUUCAAACUGAUUUCGCUUCAGAAUUACUUAUUAUUGAAGCAUCAGCUUAAAAUGUGUAUACUUAAGAGGAAAUGUACAAGACGCUUUACAAUUACAUCUACAACUUUCUAGAUGAAAUACUUGUAGUUCUUUCAAAAGUGUUUAUUAACUAUCCAUUGCAAGUAAUGAAAGUAUGUAUGUUGUCUAAAUCAGAUGAAUUUUUAUAAAAUCAAACUGCAUUCAUUCAAAAUGUUUUAGAAUAUUUUGAUAUUCAGGAUUUGCAACUCUUUAUGCUUGAAAGAACAAAUUGUAAGGAUAGAGAUAAUUAUUUUAUAUCCUGUCUUUAUUAUAUCUCGCCCUUAUAUUAACCAUGCUUCUCAUUAAAUUUCAUUUUCUAAAAUUACGGGAGAUUCGGUAAAGCGGAUUUAAAAAAAAUAGAGAACACUUAUAAUUAAACUCUUUAGAAAUCGGAAUAGAAGUUAAUUACCUUUAAAUUUUCUACUUCUAGUAAAUUACUCAUGAGCUAUUCUUUAUGCUAAUUAGGAUUAUAUGAAGUCGUUAUUCACUUGUUUUAGAAACAUAUUAUUUCAUUAUAAUAGGGUGAAUAAAAAUAAAUGACCCAAACCAAAAUAAAAGUUUAUACGUCAAACUUGAGGUCUACAUCACAACUUUUUUAGUAACAUAAAUCAUUGUUAUUAACCUACACAAAUGAUGAUAGACUUUAGAGCCAUGAGACAUUCAUUAAAGGAAGACAAUUUAUUUAAGGCUAUGCCUGGGAUUUUAUUAUUCUAACGAUUAGGAUCUUAAGAAGCUUAGAAAGUUGUAAAAUGACUACAUGGUUCAAUAUAUUGAUCAAUUAGAAUAAGCUAAAAGCAUGA